AUGGCGUCUCCAGUGAAGGAUUCCCCAGUCAGACCGGGUUUUCAUAGACUGGAGGUCCAGAAAACGACGUGGAACAUUCCUGAGAGAUACACAGCGCUGCGGCCGAUUGGCUCCGGAGCUUACGGGACAGUGUGUUCUGCUAUUGACCAGAAGACCAAGGAGAAAGUGGCCAUCAAGAAGCUGUAUCGUCCUUUCCUGUCCCUCAUCCACGCCAAACGGGCCUACAGGGAACUCAGACUGCUCCGCUACAUACAGCAUGAAAAUGUGAUCUGCCUUCUUGACGUCUUCACACCUGACACCACAUUGGAAAAAUUCCAAACUUUUUAUAUGGUAAUGCCAUUUGUAGCCCAGGAUCUGGGCAACAUUAUGAAGCAGCGGAGAUUAACUGAUCGCAUCAUUACAUACCUGUUCUACCAGCUUCUAAGAGGACUCAAGUAUAUUCAUUCUUCAGGGAUCAUUCAUCGGGAUCUGAAGCCCAGUAACCUUGCUGUGAAUGAGAACUGUGAAUUAAAGAUCCUGGAUUUUGGGCUGGCAAGACAGACAGAGAGUGAAAUGACUGGUUAUGUUGUGACGCGCUGGUACAGAGCACCAGAGGUCAUAUUCAACUGGAUGCACUACAGUCAGACAGUGGAUGUCUGGUCAGCCGCCUGUAUCCUGGUUGAAAUGAUUACUGGCCAGGUGCUUUUCCAAGGACAUGACAGUAUUGAUCAGCUGAAGAAAAUCCUCCGUCUGACAGGAACACCAGACUUCUCCCUGGUUCAGAAGAUGCAGAGUAAAGAUGCGCAAUCAUAUGUGCAAGGUCUUCCUCCGCAAAGGAAGAAAAACUUCAAAGAAGUGUUUCCGUCCAUGGAUGAAAAUGCUGUAGACCUACUGGAGAAGAUGUUACUGCUGGACCCAGAGACAAGGCUGACAGCUAAGCAGGGACUGUCGCAUCCUUUCCUAGCUGAAUAUCAUGACCCAGAGUGUGAACCAGACUCUGAGCCUUAUGACGACUCCUUCGAGAGCCUGGAGCUUGCUGUUGGAGAGUGGAAGAGUCUUAUCCACAUAGAGAUCAUGACCUUCGACCCUGACAACCCCAAGAGACUGCAUGUCUGCCCAAGACUGUCUACGCCAGUCCCACCAACCAGUGUGUCAACUGGUGCCAACGGAUAAGUCUGAUGAUCAUACUCCCUGCGCCGAACAGCCGAGAGAAAGCAGUCCUGUUGCCUGGCAACCACACGUCACUUCAGGGAAGCAGCCCGGAGUCCGUCAUGAAAACAAUUUACAAUAUUUACAUAGUAGGCAUGUUUUCAUGUUUCAGUAUGUCAUGCUAUGCUGCAAAACAGUAUCUGUCCAGCUGCAUGCAGAGGGCAACAUUACAUCCCUGCAUUUCCACAGUGUGUCCUUUUGCUGGCCUUGGCUUUGGCAAUGUUCACACCUCCUGUGACGUGAGUUGGCUUUCGCACAGGGGCCUGUUGCAUGGACAUCAGCGAUAGGCACAGAAAGAUGACCUGCAGGUGCCCACGCAGGUGCUGUGAGGAGAGGCUUGCCACAGAGCUCAGCAGUCAGCUUCUCCAUGAAAGCUCUGUGUGUCAUGGGUUAUGCUUGCUGGGUCAGACAGAGUUCCUUGUGGAGAAUUAAACUGUUGGAGGUGGCAAUGUCCAGAAAAUGGUAAAACAGGUGUCUGUACCAGCGCAUGGUUUUGUGUAGAUUGCAGAUUGCAGGUUGAUACUUCCAGUCUGCUCCACACAGGUUAACUGUGUUUGAGUGUUUCGAUGGUUGCUACAGGCCAGUUGUCGUGUUUCAGACGAGAUUUCAUGGUUAAAUUUGUGUUCGUACAGUAUGACCUACUGUAUCGUUAAUAUCUGUGCUAUUUUAAAGUUUUCCCCCACCUGCAGCAAACCGUAAAAUGCCAUUCAAAAACCAGGUUUAAUGUAUUUGUUAAAUUGUGUGCAUACAGCAUGGCCUAAGUUGUGUGCAUACAGUAUGGCCUACUGUACUGUUAAAAUUGAUGGGUUUUUUUGAUGAAUUUUUGUUUGAAAAAUGCUGUUCAGAUGAAUGUGUAGAUCUAUUUGUUUUCAAAGUGUUUAAAGCAUUAUUUGAUGGUGAAAUCAGUAAUAGGCUCAACUCAUGUUUAAUGCAAUCGGUUGGUAAACUACAUUAUGCAGUAGCCCUAUUUUAAGCUGUGUCACAUUAACACAGACGUAUGCAUCAAAUUAUGACAUUUAUUUGUGUUUAUAUUCUGAAGGUGUGUUUAACAAUUCUUUUGGUCACAAUAAGAUAAAGACAACAUUAUGCUAGAAAUAAAUGUGCUUCUUUUCUGACU
Siniperca chuatsi (mandarin fish) is the source of this 2305-nucleotide messenger RNA. Its product is annotated as STKc_p38 domain-containing protein. Gene Ontology annotation, biological process: protein phosphorylation; intracellular signal transduction. NCBI's taxonomy places the organism in Eukaryota, Metazoa, Chordata, Actinopteri, Centrarchiformes, Sinipercidae. The record is from RefSeq and is a predicted model, not a curated record. The transcript has 13 exons. Gene Ontology annotation, cellular component: cytoplasm; nucleus. Gene Ontology annotation, molecular function: MAP kinase activity; ATP binding. The coding region runs from base 1 to 1152 and encodes 383 amino acids.